AUGAACAACACUCCACCUCCCCUUGAGUCUCGAGAACCCGAAUUGCUUUGCUUUGCUUUGCAUUGUUUUGUUGUGCUUCCUCUCACUGGAUGGUUGCUGCAACAGCAGUCUAAUCAACGGGGCUUCUCUGCACAUCACGGAAAUUGUCCUCGUCAAGUCUCAUGGCUAUCCUGCGAAUACCAUCGUCAUCGUCAUUUUCUCGACCCUCGUCCGUCCACGGACCACUCGUCAGACAAUCCAGACACCCACCCUGCCCUGCCUCGCGAUAGACAGGGGCUGACGACAGGACAGACAUACCUGGCGGCGACCCCUCCUUGUCUCCCUCACUCAAUAUGCGAGUCCCCAUCGCCUCAGAAUUAAGGUAGUGGACUGGGAUCGGGACUGACGCCCUCGCUGAUCGCCAUCAUCCGUUUGCUCAGUCGUUUUACCCAUACAAUUUGCAUAGGGGGGGCAUCCCCAACCAUGCCACGUACGUAUGCCACCACAUUAAUGAUUAACACUACCAACUCGACUGUUGCCUCGUCUCGUCCCGUCCGUCUCGUCUCGAAGACUCAGCCGUGGUACGUUUCCCGCCGCCAAUGCGAUACUAUUUUCCGCCGUCUCCCAUCCCUUUCUAUCCCCCUCUCUCCUCGA
Molecule: messenger RNA, 633 nt
Organism: Colletotrichum destructivum
Lineage: Eukaryota; Fungi; Ascomycota; Sordariomycetes; Glomerellales; Glomerellaceae
Exons: 1
Coding region: 1-360 (119 amino acids)
Source: RefSeq, a predicted model, not a curated record